CUGGGAGUGGCAGAUAUCCUGAUGCUGGUGACGCUGCCCAUCUGGGCAGUACAGUAUGCCAAAAGUGAUGGAUGGACAUUUGGUACUCCCCUGUGCAAGAUCAGUGGAAGUGUUUUUACAAUUAACUUCUACAGUGGGAUCCUUCUCCUGGCCUGCAUCAGUCUGGACCGCUACCUGUCCAUCGUCCAUGCUACACAGAUGUACUCAAGGAAGAAGCCUUGGGUUGUUCAGGCCAGCUGCCUGAUGGUGUGGUGCUUUUCCCUGCUUCUCUCUAUCACUGACUGGAUCUUUUUAGAAGAUGUGUUUGAUGAUAGACGAGGCAGAAGAGAGUGUGUUCCCAAUUAUUACAAAUUUCGUGAGGAGGCUGUAUAUAAUUGGAGGUUGGCAUCACGCAUGAUUUACCUCAUAGUUGGCUUUGCACUUCCUUCAGCCAUCAUGAUGUUCUGCUACUCCUGCAUUUUGCAUCAGCUGAGGUGUGGUGCCCAGAGCCAUCAAAAGCAGAGAGCUUUUAAAGUUAUUGUGGCUGUGGUGGUGGUUUUCUUUAUCUGCUGGACCCCGUACAACACCACGCUCUUAGUGGAAACGUUUAAUUUUGAUAUCAGUAAUGAAACUUGUUCAGACACAACAUCCCUGGAGAAAAUUAAGACAGUGACCACCUGUGUGGGUUUCAUUCACUGCUGCCUCAAUCCCAUCCUGUAUGCUUUUGUGAGUGAGAAGUUCCGGCGUCGGCUCAUGAGCAGGGAAACAGUGUUCAUGUCAGACUUAAAUGUUUCAAAUCAUCAAACAAAUCAUAGGUGAAUUGUUCCCCCUGACCGUGCUUCCUCUAAAGAACAGUCAGCCAGAUUAAGGAGCUCCUCUAAGUAUUUCUUCCACAGUCUGGCUAGGUCCUCAGUUGAAGGCAGCAGCACCCCACCUUCAUUAAAUACACUGUAAGUAGAGCACCGCUUUCCCCUACACCUUUUCUCAUGGUCAUGCUCACCCCAUGAUAAUAGAUGCAGCUCCAAAAUGAGGGCCACUGAUUGAUUCCUUCUUUCUUUCUUUAGGAGCCAGAACUCUCCCUGUCCAAAAUUACUGUCAAGUUCAUCCUCAUGAUGAAUUUAUAUAAGCUUCCAAUCACAACUGUAGUCUCUGGUACAAAGUGUAAAGUUUUAGUUGAUGUUACAGAGAAUUCUGACUGACUGAAAGCAGUUCUUUAAAUAGGAAGGACCCACUGGUGUUAUGCGGGGGCCCAGUCGUUUUAAGCUGGGUUUGUUCCUGUUUAUAUAGGCUGCUUUUGAAAAUAUCAGGAUUUAC
Haplochromis burtoni (Burton's mouthbrooder) is the source of this 1293-nucleotide messenger RNA. RefSeq names its product C-X-C chemokine receptor type 3-like. The record is from RefSeq and is a predicted model, not a curated record. Gene Ontology annotation, cellular component: membrane. Lineage: Eukaryota; Metazoa; Chordata; Actinopteri; Cichliformes; Cichlidae. The transcript has 2 exons. The annotation marks the transcript as partial. Gene Ontology annotation, molecular function: G protein-coupled receptor activity. Gene Ontology annotation, biological process: immune response; G protein-coupled receptor signaling pathway.